Leptinotarsa decemlineata (Colorado potato beetle) is the source of this 2809-nucleotide messenger RNA. Its product is annotated as WD repeat-containing protein 36. NCBI's taxonomy places the organism in Eukaryota, Metazoa, Arthropoda, Insecta, Coleoptera, Chrysomelidae. Gene Ontology annotation, biological process: rRNA processing. The record is from RefSeq and is a predicted model, not a curated record. Gene Ontology annotation, cellular component: Pwp2p-containing subcomplex of 90S preribosome; small-subunit processome. Gene Ontology annotation, molecular function: protein binding.
UUAUAUAUAACCUCAUAAUUUUGUAAAUAUAACCUAAAGUAAGCUAUUUUCGAUUUUAAAGUUAAUUUCAUUUUAUUAGUUAUGUUCAAUUUUGUGAAUUGACCAAAUAUGCCUGGAAGUAAAAUAUUUAUCCCCAGUAGGAGUCUGGGGUACGUCAGCAAUCACAUACCUUUACAAGUAAGGUAUAUAAAGAGCAGGCAAGAAAAUUUAAUCAUAACAUGUGUUGGAAAAUCUUUUCAUACAUACGGAAUAACUCAUUUCGGGCUUCUAAGCGUUAGCCGUUUGCAUUCUGGUGACAUUACCUGCAUGACUGCUGAUGCCUACCACGUUUAUACAGCCUGUGACAAUGUAAUAUAUGCAUGGCGAAGAGGAACGGAACUUCAACAUACUUACAGAGGCCAUGCAAAGGGAGUGCAUCUCAUGUUACCUUUCGGGGCGCAUUUAAUAUCUGUUGAUAAAGGUAGCAAAGUGAAGAUAUGGGAUAUAAAAAAUGAGGCUGUCUAUGGAGAACUUACAUUUAGUACCGAUAAUUUUCAAAUAAGUGCUUUACUACACCCCAGCACUUACAUUAACAAAAUACUGUUUGCCAGUGACAAUGGAGAAAUGCAGUUAUGGAAUAUUAAUACUUUAAAACUGAUAUAUCCUUUCAAAAGUUGGGGAGCAGCUGUUACUUGUCUAGAACAGGCUCCAGCAAUUGAUGUAGUGGCAGUUGGUCUGAGCACAGGGAGGAUAGUUCUGCAUAAUCUCAAGUUUGAUGAAACAAUCUUAGAAUUCACACAGGAUUGGGGUCUAGUGACAUCUAUUUCAUUCAGAUCAGACGGUCACACUAUAAUGGCUACAGGUAGUGUUUGUGGGCAUAUUGUAUUUUGGGAUUUGGAGGAAAGAAAAGUUUCAAGUCAGUUGCUGUCAGCCCAUGAUGGUGCGGUAACAGGAAUGGUGUGCCUUCCAAAUGAACCCUUGAUUUUGACUUCGUCUCCUGAUAACACCCUAAAAUUGUGGAUUUUUGAUAUGACAGAUGGAGGUGCUAGGUUGUUGAGAAUCAGAGAGGGACAUGCUGCUGCUCCAUCUUCUAUUCGUUUCCAUGGUGCUAAUGGACAUAACAUUCUGAGCUGCGCUGAUGAUUCCACCUUGAGGAUAUUUAACACCCAAACCGAGCAGUUCAACAAGAGCCUGGGAAAAGCAUCCUACAAUAGAAAAAUUAGCAAGAAGCGCGGCAGAGCAGUGCAAGAUCCUCUAAAAAUGCCCCCCAUAACUCAGUUCACUUCCGAAACUACUAGGGAAAAGGAGUGGGACAACAUUGCUGCCAUCCAUUCAGGUCUUGCUAUGGUAACGACUUGGUCCUACGAUAAAGUGAGGAUGGGAGAGUUGAAGUUGUUGCCAGAACGAUUCCAGAAAAAGAAUUUAGAUGUCAAUUUGGAAGUGGUGGCUACUAGCAUUUGUCUCACACACUGCGGGAAUUUUGUGGUUGUUGGGUACAGCACAGGGCAUGUAGAUAGGUUUAACAUGCAAUCCGGAAUAUGGAGAGACUCGUAUGGCAAUCCUAAAGCACAUGACGGUUAUGUGAGAGGAGUAGCAACUGAUGGUCUCAACCAGAUUGUGAUAACUGGGAGCAGUGACAGCCUAAUCAAAUUUUGGAGGUUUAAAAACAAAGGUACAGAUCCCUUGACAAUCCUUACUCUAGAAGAACCUGUGAGUUUCUUUCGCUCCCAUCAAGAAAGUUCAAUGCUGGCCGUUGCCUUAGAAGACUUUUCCAUCAACAUCAUUGACCAUGACACCCGGAGAAUUGUUAGAAAAUUCAUCGGACACAUAGGCCAACUGACAGACGCGACAUUCAGCCCAGAUUCAAGAUGGCUAGUCACCUCAUCUAUGGACUGUACCAUCAGAACUUGGGACAUACCCUCUGGACAACUCGUUGACCAAUUCAUGUUUGACACUGCUUGCGUGUCUCUCAACAUGUCUCCUACUGGCGAAGCUCUAGCCUCAGCUCACGUGGGUCACCUGGGGAUUUUUCUAUGGACCAAUAAGACACUCUAUGCUAAAAUAACUCUGAGGGCUAUCUCUCCCACUGACGAACUGCCACUUGUUACUUUACCUGAGUGUCGGCAAGAGGCUAUAGAAGAAGGGGAAGUCAAAGAAGAAGAAGAAGAUGAUGAGUUUAUAUCUCCGGAGCAAAUCAGCGGAGAUUUGAUAACUCUCUCGGGGCUUUCGACUUCUAGAUGGCAGAAUCUCAUUGAUAUCGACAUCAUCAAAAGGAGGAACAAACCGAAGGAACCUCCUAAGGCCCCAAAAGCUGCCCCUUUCUUCCUUCCCACAGUGUCGUCUUUGAAUAAUAUCCAGUUUGAUGUGAAGGCAGAAUCCAGUGAAGGUAGUAAACUGAUAACCCCAUUGAGUUUUGUAAAUUUAUCGGAGUUUGGGAAGUUACUUGACAGCUCUAGACAAAAUGAUGACUUCCAAGCCGUUAUUGAUAAACUGAAGACGUUCGGCCCAUCGAUGACUGACUUUGAAAUAAAAUCUCUUUCACCCGAAGGAGGAGGUUCUGUAGAAGUAAUGUUACAGUUUUUGAAGUGUUUAGAGUUUAUUCUCAAAUCAAAUAAGGACUUAGAACUGGGGGAAGCUUAUAUGAGUGUGUUCUUGAAGGCCCAUGGAAGUGUUAUUGCCCAAGAAAAGGUGUUGAGAGACUAUUUGCCAAACAUCCGGAGCUGCCAGAGUGUGGCAUGGGAAAGGUUGCAAGCAAAGUUGUUUUAUUGUACAUGCGUUACUCAGAAUUUGAAGACUAUGUAGUUUUAUUACAUAAAAGUUGAGAAAAAUC